CCAGUCGCAUUGAAAAUUGGACCAUGCAUGUAUGCAGCUUCAGCAUGGCGGAAGAGGAGAAAAACAAGAAUACUACCGAUACACCGGAGAAGAAAAUCCACGGCGGCGAUAAGUUUUCCGGUGCCGGAACUGAUGCAUGCACAAUGCAGAAUUUGGCUAGAGGGAGUUCCUAUGAUGGAAAGGAUAGUUUUUAUGAAAAGCUUAACAAGUUGAACGAGUCCUCUGGACUUAGUCUUGUCUUUAACUUAAGACAAACAACCUUGGAUUUGCAUCUUUUCUAUGAAGAAGUCACUAAAAGAGGUGGAUUUAAUCAGGUCACGAAGGAUGCUAAGUGGGGUGAAGUUACUUGUACAUUGCAUGUGAACAGCAAUAUCACGAUGUUUCCGACUCAACUUCAGAAGGUGUACGAAAUUCUUCUUCUUCAAUUUGAGCAACUUUAUUACUAUCGAAGUCGAGAAAAAGGAACCAUGCAACCACCUAGUCAGGUUUCUGGUGCUGCUAGGCUAGAACCAGCAAAAGGUUCUGGAGAUAGGUCAGAUGACUCCGCGGGGAAGAGAAAAUUUUGUGAUUGGUCAUCUCCUGUAGUAGCUUUGCGCUCUGAUAAUAGGGGCGGUCCAGUAGAAAAAAGGAAGUGCAAGAGUGAUACUUGCCUAGUUUCAACAGGGCCAGAAGCACUAAAAUCUCAGAUUUCAUCAAUCAACACGUAUCUGAAGAAAGACCCCGGUGCUCCAGUAAGAACAAGGACUUCAUAUCAGAUAUACCUCAAGUUGGAAUGUGAAAGACUAAAGAAAGUACUUGGGGAGAGUUCUGGUGCUAAGAAAAUAAGAGAUAUGGCCAUUAAUUCCUGGAGGACUCUGUCUGAAAAUGACAAAGAGCCUUAUAUUGAAGCAAGUAAGCUGGACAAGGAAAGAUAUAACAGAGAAAUGGCUGCUUAUAAUCAGCAUAAGAACAAGGAAACUGCAAAAGAUCAAAACUUGCACAGGGGUUUGUCCCCUAGUAUGGUCAACUUCGGUGCACCAUCAGGAAUAGAUAAUGGGUAUUAUGUGUCACCGCAAGCUGAUACUGGAAGCAACAUUGUCCCUGAUGCAUCCUUUAUGGAGUCCACAGUACAAAUAACGAAGAAUGGUAAGCCAAGUGACCCCAUAUUUCAGAUGGAUUGGGGUUAUUUAGCCUAGUUGAGGCAAAAUUUCAGUUGCUAGCAGGUCUUGAUUAGGGCGCCUUACUGCUUAGUAGUUUUUAGAAGGUAUGUAUAGAAAGUAUGUCAUAAACUUAGCAUGGUGUUUUGAAGAUGUAUAUAGCUUUUAGUCUUUUGAAAUUAGCAUGUCAAGAAGCAGCAUUUCUAGGUUCUAGAGGUACGCACAGGAAAAAUGCAGCUCGCUGCCUGCAAAUUUUGUAAAAGGGUCCAUGUGCUCUUCUGGUUAUGGGAAGUUUCCACAAGUUUUGUAUAUGCAAA
Lycium barbarum (goji berry) is the source of this 1453-nucleotide messenger RNA. RefSeq names its product putative high mobility group B protein 11. NCBI's taxonomy places the organism in Eukaryota, Viridiplantae, Streptophyta, Magnoliopsida, Solanales, Solanaceae. The transcript has 6 exons. The record is from RefSeq and is a predicted model, not a curated record. Bases 24 to 1175 code for a protein of 383 amino acids. Gene Ontology annotation, molecular function: DNA binding.